UUUUGCGAACCUUUUGUGCAAGUAAAAGGAAAACAAGCUCCAUCAUCUUCUCCAUUCAUUUGCGUAUAAGCUAAAACCCACUGAAAUUGGAUAUCUUCCUGCUUCAAUCCAUUUCUUUAAAUCUCCAAAUUCCUCUUCAACCACACUCAAAUCCCUCAAACGAAACCGAAAUCAAGAACAAUUGGAACCAAAUCAAUCGAAUCCCCAAUUUAAUUCAUGGCUAUCUCCGCCACAGGAAAAGCCCUAGCCGGCGCCGGAAACCUAAUCCGCCUCCUCCCCACCGGCACCGUCUUCCUCUUCCAAUUCCUCAGCCCAAUCCUCACCAACAGCGGCCACUGCGAACCAGUCAACAAAUCCCUCUCUAUUACUCUCAUCCUCCUUUGCGGCCUCUCUUGUUUCCUCUCUUCCUUCACUGAUUCCUACACUGGCGAUGACGGGGUUCUCCACUGGGGAUUCGCUACAGCGUCCGGAAUGUGGCCGGCGCCGGAGUCGAAGACGGUGGAUCUUUCAGCCUACAAGCUUAGGGUAGGGGAUUUCGUACACGCUACUUUGUCUGCUCUGGUUUUUGGGGCUUUGGUGGUUCUCGACUCCGAUACUGUGCACUGCCUCUUCUUCCCGAGCUUUGCGGCUGCGGAUAAGUUGUUGGUUCAGGUUCUUCCGCCGGUCGUCGGAGUGGUUUCGAGCGCGGUGUUUGUGAUGUUCCCGAAUACUCGCCAUGGCAUUGGGUAUUUUGAGUCGUCUGCAACUUUCGGCGGGCGGGUUCAACGUGCAUUAUGAUGAUGAAGGGGAGUGUUGGGAUGUCUAAAUAUGUAAUUUUACAAAUUGAUCAUUAUAUUUAAUUGGGUAU
Cucurbita maxima (winter squash) is the source of this 847-nucleotide messenger RNA. RefSeq names its product protein DMP2-like. Lineage: Eukaryota; Viridiplantae; Streptophyta; Magnoliopsida; Cucurbitales; Cucurbitaceae. The record is from RefSeq and is a predicted model, not a curated record. The coding region runs from base 217 to 777 and encodes 186 amino acids. The transcript has a single exon. Gene Ontology annotation, biological process: endomembrane system organization.